GCCACUUCAAGUUAUAAGGUAUAAGCUAUUUGGAGGUCCAGAAAGCGACCAACUCCUUCAAAGAAAAAAUAGGACAAGGGGGUUACGGUAGUGUGUACAAAGGCAAAUCAAAUGACAGCUGUCUUGUAGCGGUGAAGGGGUUUAGGACAAUAGACAAUAGUUGAAACAAAGUGAUUGUUGUUUCGACUGCAAGGCCUAUGCAUGUUUUGAUUUGAUAAAAGCUAUUCUUUGUCUGAUAUGCAUGCUUUGUUCUAAUAAAAGCUAUACCUUUUUUUUAAUAUGCAUUCUUUAUUCUUUUCCUUUUGAGAAUAUAUUUUUUGUCAUGACUAAUUCUUUUCUUGUUGUUUGAUAUUUUACCUUCCAAUUGAUGUAUCAGUCUUUAUAAUUUUUUAUUUUUUUUUUCCUAGAUGAGUGACGACAAUGAAGAGACUCAAGUUCCUGAAACCCAAAUUGAGGAGGAUAACAACCCUACAACAAAUGAAAAUGAUAGCAAUCCUGCAGUAACUGAAAAUAACGACACAGAAGCCACAAUUUCAACUCAAGCUGCUAUGAAUAAAAGGAAAGGUAGAUCUCCUGCUUGGGAACAUUUUGAAAAGAAAGAAAUUCGAGGUCAAAUAAAAGCUGUGUGCAUUCAUUGUAAGAAUAUCUUAGGCGCAAGUAGCAAGAAUGGGACUAGACAUUUACUUGAUCAUGUAAAGUCUUGUCUUUAUAAAAGACAAAGAACCAUAGAUCAAUCAAUGUUGAAUCCUACAAAGUUGAGUGAUGGGAGUGUCAAACUUGGCACUUAUAAUUUUGACCACGACCAUGCCAGGAAGGCACUUGCAAAUAUGAUUAUUCUUCAUGAGUAUCCAUUAUCCAUGGUUGAUCAUAUUGGAUUCAAGAUGUAUUCCAAUGCUUUGCAACCAUUAUUUAAGGUGUGUUCUCGAAACACAAUCAAGAAGGACAUAUUUAAGGUUUUUGAAGUUGAGAGGGAGAAAACAAUGAAGUUGUUGGACACCAACAGAAGUAGAAUUGCCAUUACAACGGAUAUGUGGACAUCGAAUAAUCAAAAGAGAGGAUUCAUGACUAUCACAUCACAUUUCAUUGAUGAUGCAUGGAAUUUACAAAGCCGACUAAUAAGGUAA
This is a messenger RNA of Prunus persica (peach), 1124 nucleotides long. Its product is annotated as zinc finger BED domain-containing protein DAYSLEEPER-like. The coding region runs from base 408 to 1124 and encodes 238 amino acids. Lineage: Eukaryota; Viridiplantae; Streptophyta; Magnoliopsida; Rosales; Rosaceae. The record is from RefSeq and is a predicted model, not a curated record. Gene Ontology annotation, molecular function: DNA binding. The transcript has a single exon.